AUGAGCCGGCAGUUUAGUUCUAGGUCUGCCUUUGGACUGGGGAGCAGGCAUGUUUACAGUGCCAGAUCCUCUGGGGCCUUUAGUGGCAGAAGCCAGACUGGUGGUUCUGUGUGCCGCAUAGGUGGGAGGUGUGGAGGUGGUGGCAGUGGUGGUGGCAGCUUUGGGGUUUACAGUCGGCUUAGGGGCAGUUACAGCAGUCAAAGCCUCUAUAAUCUGAGUGGUGGCAGAAACCUCUCCAGCAGCCUGCUGGGGGAUGGAGCCAGUGGCUUUUGGCAGAGCAGAGGAGGCAGAGGUUUUGGAGGUGGUGGUGGUGGGCGUGGCUUCGGGAGCAGGAGUUUUGGGGGUGGUGGUGGUGGGCGUGGCUUCGGGAGCAGGAGUUUUGGGGGUGGUGGCGGUUUUGGCCUUGGGGGCUUUGGUCCUGUCUGUCCCCCAGGGGGCAUUCGUGAGGUGACCAUUAAUCAGAGCCUCCUUCAGCCUCUUGGGGUGGAGGUGGACCCUGAGUUUCAGAGAGUGAAAAGUCAAGAGCGUGAGCAGAUCAAAGUUCUCAACAACAAAUUCGCUUCUUUCAUUGACAAGGUACGGUUCUUGGAGCAGCAGAACCAGGUACUGCAGACAAAAUGGGACCUGCUGCAGCAGGUGAAGACCUCCACUCGGAGCAACAACCUGGAGCCCAUCUUAGAGUCCUACAUCGCUGACCUGAGGAGGCAGCUGGAAGCCCUGAAGGGAGAGCGGAUGCGUCAAGACUCGGAGUUAAGAAGCACGCAAGACUUAGUGGAAGACUUCAAGAAAAAGUAUGAAGAAGAAAUCAAUAAAAGGACCAAUGCUGAGAAUGAUUUUGUCGUUCUGAAGAAGGAUGUAGACGCUGCCUAUAUGAACAGAGUUGACCUGCAGUCUAGGAUGGACACGCUGCUUAAGGAAACUGACUUCUUGAAGUUCCUGUAUGAAGCGGAGUUGUCCCAGAUGCAGACUACCACCACUGACACCAAUGUCAUUCUCUCCAUGGAUAACAACCGUAGCCUGGAUUUAGAUAGCAUCAUCCAGGAGGUCCAAGAACAAUAUGAACUAAUUUUCCAGAAGAGCAAGGCUGAGACUGAGGCUAGGUACCAGGACAAGUACCAGGAGCUCCAAAUUACAGCUGGCAGACAUGAUGAUGACCUGAAGAACACUAAGAUGGAGAUUUCUGAGCUCAACCGGACUAUCCAGAGGCUACAGUCAGAGAUUGGAAAUGUGAAGAAACAGAUUGGCCAAGUGCAGUCACUCAUUUCGGAUGCUGAGGAGAAAGGGGAUCAAGCCCUCCAAGAUGCCCAGGAGAAACUGCAAGACAUGGAAGAAGCUCUCCAUCAGAGCAAGGAAGAGAUGGCCCGCCUUCUGAGAGAUUACCAGGAGCUGCUGAGCACCAAGCUGUCCUUGGAUGUUGAGAUCGCCACCUAUAGAAAGCUGCUGGAGGGAGAGGAGAUUAGGAUGUCAGGAGAAUUUCAGAACCCUGUUAGCAUCUCCGUACAGAGCAGUAAAGUCACCAUCGGAGCCGGCGGCGGCGGGAGCUACGGAGGAGGCAGUGGCAGCUAUGGGAGCAGCUCUGUUCGGGGCUCUGGGAGCUUCAGCGGCGGAGGGAGUUAUGGGGGCAGCAGGGGCGGCGGCGGUUCCAGAGCGGGUGGUGGAGGAGCUUACGGGGGGAGCAGCAGUGGAGGGUAUGGAGAAAGCAGCAGAAACAGGAAAAGUGGGCUGAGCUCCUCCAGGGUGCAGAUCAUCCGAACCUCUACCAACUCCUCCAGCAGACACGUCAUCGAGUAG
This is a messenger RNA of Trichosurus vulpecula (common brushtail), 1791 nucleotides long. RefSeq names its product keratin 77 (gene KRT77). The record is from RefSeq and is a predicted model, not a curated record. NCBI's taxonomy places the organism in Eukaryota, Metazoa, Chordata, Mammalia, Diprotodontia, Phalangeridae. Bases 1 to 1791 code for a protein of 596 amino acids. Gene Ontology annotation, molecular function: structural constituent of skin epidermis. Gene Ontology annotation, cellular component: keratin filament. The transcript has 9 exons. Gene Ontology annotation, biological process: keratinization; intermediate filament organization.